GCGUUUCGAAACUCAGGAACAGAUGGCCCCCCAGCCAAUCACUCACUAGCCAGCCUGUUUCAUACCCGGGGCCUCUUGCCUCUGCGUCCACUCGUCUUCACUGCGCCUAGCCCUUCAUUGUUUGGAACAGUUGAUCCUACUGUAUCCACAGUUAUUGUUGUACAUUAG
This is a messenger RNA of Bipolaris victoriae FI3, 168 nucleotides long. RefSeq lists its product as hypothetical. The transcript has a single exon. The annotation marks the transcript as partial. The record is from RefSeq and is a predicted model, not a curated record. Lineage: Eukaryota; Fungi; Ascomycota; Dothideomycetes; Pleosporales; Pleosporaceae.